AGGAGAUCCAAGAUGUUGAAGGUCCUCAUUCUGGUUGCCUGUCUGGCUGCGGUUGCCUCUGCUCAGUUCGGAGGAGAACAAGACGAUCACUAUCACACGCAUCCGAAGUACAAGUACGAGUAUGGCGUCAAGGAUCACCAUUCUAAGGAUCACAAGAGUCAGUGGGAAAGUCGGGAUGGCGACCACGUCAAGGGACAAUACACGCUAGAUGAAGCCGAUGGAACGCACCGCAUUGUGGAUUAUACUUCCGACCACAAGACUGGAUUCCAGCCACAUGUUCAGCGUAAGGGCCAUGCCCACCACCCACACGGAGAGAGCUAUGCCAACAUCGAACAACACUACUAAUGAAUGACUUGGUUUUGUCAUUAAUUUCGAACGAUGAACCGAAACAAACAGCAAAUGUAAUGAUUGGUGUUUUAAUUUUUUUGGAAGAAAAAAUAUCCCAAACCUUUCGAAGGUUGGAAACUGCAUUUGAAAAUACACUGAAAUCUCUUGUAUGACUUUGUAGUGUAGGUUACUUUGCAACGCAUAUUUUAAUAGUGUAAUUGAAUAGCAUGGAUAGGAUACACGACACAAGUUGAAAUUAUCCUUUCAUCAUGUAUAAUUAUAAAUCAAUAACCCUCUAGUGCCCAAGUCAAUAUUUAGACGGACAUCGAAAAAAUCACUAUGAGUUUUCAUAAACAUUUUUUAAGUAUUGAUUGAAGCUUUUUAGAGGUUUACCUGAAGAUCGUCUAAUGGCGGCACUGGGCACUAGAGGGUUGAGCUUGUUUAAAAAACCACAGCAGAGUUCGAUUUACCUCUCACAAAGCCAUGGUGCCAAUGAUCCUCCACCAAUGAAAGGUGACCCCAAUCAAAAUAUAAACAACAUAA
Wyeomyia smithii (pitcher-plant mosquito) is the source of this 870-nucleotide messenger RNA. Its product is annotated as cuticle protein 19-like. The record is from RefSeq and is a predicted model, not a curated record. The transcript has 2 exons. Gene Ontology annotation, cellular component: extracellular matrix. Lineage: Eukaryota; Metazoa; Arthropoda; Insecta; Diptera; Culicidae. The coding region runs from base 13 to 345 and encodes 110 amino acids.